AUGGAGCAGCCGGUGACGGUCCCUGGGGGUGCUAUGGGACAGACCCCAGCACGGCCCGGGGCUCCACUGCUGCCAGGCUGGGCAAACCCUUCACCGCAGACGGUUCCUUUCCUGGAGAUUUCCUUCCUCUGGUACCAAAAGGGCCUCGGCGCGGCGGGCGCAGCACCAGGGCAGCGGCCAGACAACGAGUUCAGCGAGGUCUGCGUGCCCACCACGGCCCGCCGCGUCUACCUGCCCGCCGUCGUCAUGAACGGCCACGUCCACGACCUGCAGAUCAUGGACUUUCCCCCCAUCACCACCUUCCCCGUCAACACCCUGCAGGAGUGGGCGGACGUGUGUUGCAGGGGGCUCCGGAGCGUCCAUGCCUACAUCCUGGUCUAUGACAUCUGUUGCUUUGACAGCUUCGAGUACAUCAAAACCAUCCGCCAGCAGAUCCUGGAAACAAGGGUCAUCGGCACUUCGGAGACGCCCAUCAUCAUCGUGGGCAACAAGCGGGACCUGCAGCGGGGCCGGGUGAUCCCGCGCUGGAACGUGUCCAACCUGGUGAAGAAGACGUGGAAGUGCGGCUACAUUGAGUGCUCGGCCAAGUACAACUGGCACAUCCUGCUGCUCUUCAGCGAGCUCCUGAAGAGCGUGGGCUGCGCCCGCUGCAAGCACGUCCACACCACCAUCCGCUUCCAGGGUGCCCUGCGCAGGAACCGAUGCACCAUCAUGUGAGCCUCCCCCUGCCCC
Molecule: messenger RNA, 732 nt
Organism: Opisthocomus hoazin
Lineage: Eukaryota; Metazoa; Chordata; Aves; Opisthocomiformes; Opisthocomidae
Source: RefSeq, a predicted model, not a curated record